AGCACGCAGUUUACUUCUCUCGUGGGCCCCGAUGGCGGAGUCUUUGGUCAACAUGGAGCUCCUCCCGGACGACGUGCUCAUAACCGUCCUGCAGUUCCUGGACGUGGAGGACGUUCUCGCCUGCCGCCUCGUGUGCAAGAGGCUCUGCGGCCUGGCCCUGGACCAGUACGUCUGGCGCCACCGAUCGCUCGCCGACGACCACCCACGCGCGGGCGCCGUGCUGCUCCUGGCCCCGUGCCUCAAGAUGCUGACGGUGACGGGCCGAGUCCCGACCCUGGCGGCGACGACGACCGGGUGCGCCGUGGAAAGUUUGGAAUUGCGCAGCAGGGAUGCUGAUCCCUUCAGCCCCGCGGAGUACUCCUUGGCGGUGCUCAAGCAGGAAGCCCUCGGGCGCCUCAGGAGACUCAAGGUCGCGGGUAUGGACCGUGGUGUGUCCACCGGGCCCGACGUGCUGGCGAGGACGAUUGCGUCGUGUUCCGGGCUGGAGUCGCUCGAGGUCCUGGGCUGGCUCCCGGAACUCUCCCGACCCAUCGUGCGCGGGCCGUCCGCGCCCUCGCUGACCAGGUUCCACUGCCUGGCCAACGAGCGCGCGGCGUCCUUUGUGUACUCCAUACUGGCCUCGCACGCUCCUACCCUGGAGGAGGUUAGCACAGGCACGGACUUCCCCUUCCAGGAGACGGUGACGGCGAAGUUUCUGGCUAAGCUACCGAGACUCCGCAGUCUGCGGUGUGAGAAUCCGAUUGGGGGGCUAGAGGCCGUAGCUGCGAGCCCGACGCUCUGCGAGGUCAGUUUUGAGCUGUACCCAGAAGAUUUAGAUCAGUUCAAUAUAUUGCAACAGUUUCUUCACCGAGCCGGCCAUCUGCGCAGUGUGCACCUGAGCAACUGCGCGGAAGGCCUCUUCACAGAUGUUCUCUUCGCGGAGGUGGUCGAGGCCCUCCUGGCUGGGCCUUCCCGCCACCUGGAGCGGCUGGCCCUGCAAGGGUUUAAGGAAGUGCGCCCGCUGCUCCUGGCGCUGCCCUUGCUGCGCUCCCUGCACCACCUGGACCUGGACGCCGAGCCCGACGAGGACGUGCUGAAGGGCAUCACCCCCGCCACGGCCCCGGCCCUGACCCUGCUGGAGCUGGGGCAGCUGCCGGUGGGGCAGUGCCCCCACGCCUGGAUGCACGGGCCCGCGGUGCAGGCGAUGCUCCGGCAGAACCCCUCUCUGCACAUUCUGUUACGGCUCAACACCUUCAGCAUCAUGUGUGAUCCUCUGGACUGCGGCAGCUGCGGCCUCGCCUGCCAUCAAGAAGUGAGGUGGGGGUGGGAGGAGGAGAGGAAGGUCUCCAUCGGCAUCUUCUCCCACGGCCCUGCCCAAUGUCCAGCACCUGACGACCACGCUCUUGCCUUCGACUGGCAGAGGGGUGAUGAUGGCAAAGCUAUGGUAACGUGGAUCCACAUGUGAUGUACUUGUGCCCUUGAUUGUGGAUGUCUCGUACUCUUAGUUUUGUUUCGCAAGACAUGUAAAAUUGGUCAUGUUUACAUUUUGUUUGUGUCAGGUUUAUUAGACCGUCAAUAAACCGUUAAUUGUUACUGACUGUAAGUAGUAAUGUUCCACAAGACAUGUAAAACCUGUCAUCUUUAGAUUUCUUUUGUGUGUCAGGUUUAUUAGACAGUCAUUACACUGUAAAUUGUUACUGACUGUAAAUAUAGU
Frankliniella occidentalis (western flower thrips) is the source of this 1693-nucleotide messenger RNA. RefSeq lists its product as uncharacterized. Gene Ontology annotation, molecular function: protein binding. The record is from RefSeq and is a predicted model, not a curated record. NCBI's taxonomy places the organism in Eukaryota, Metazoa, Arthropoda, Insecta, Thysanoptera, Thripidae.